Letharia columbiana is the source of this 3453-nucleotide messenger RNA. RefSeq lists its product as uncharacterized. Gene Ontology annotation, molecular function: RNA binding; protein binding. NCBI's taxonomy places the organism in Eukaryota, Fungi, Ascomycota, Lecanoromycetes, Lecanorales, Parmeliaceae. The transcript is spliced from 7 exons. The record is from RefSeq and is a predicted model, not a curated record. The coding region runs from base 1 to 3453 and encodes 1150 amino acids.
AUGCCCCCGAAAAAGGACGUCCCUGGCUGGAACCCUGUGUCCGGCGAUGAGAAAGCCAAAGGGGCAAAGAGGAGUAGGCGUAAGGCAAAGAGCGGCACCAACUACGAGAAUUCUGAAGCAGGCCCGUCUUCGACUGUCCCAUUACCAUCCCCUGCUCAAACCGGCUAUGGACCAGGCCCAUCCCUUCAAAAACCACCAACAUCGACCGGGACUAACCAGACUCCGGCACCGAUUGGUGCUCGGUAUACUACACAAACUCCAGACCAGCCUGCCCAGGCAACUCCAUCUUCGACUCAGCCAACUCAGCCUUUGACACAGACUGGUUCUGGUCAAGCCGGUCAAGCUUCAGGUCAGCCUGCUCAAGCAGCCGUGUCGACUAAGCCAACCAAAACACCUGGCCCAAAUGCUUCGGCUAGUAAUGAUAGGAAUACGGGCGAAUCUUUUGCUGGGCUCGCUGCAGCCCAAAUGGAUCCAACUGGCGGACUACCAAACCGAAGUUUGGCUGGCUUGAACAAUACAAAGCCAGGCUCUUCGACUGUCGCUCAACUACAAAAGACUUUGCCUGGUGCGGAAGGCUCCGAGAAGAAACAAUCGAUCAGCGAUCCAACCAAUGCGGAUUCAGGAGCCGAAUCGCCUGAGAGAACCCAUCCACAGCUUCAACCACGACCAGGCGGCACCGGAACUAAAGGAAACCCCGUCACUCUUUCCACAAACCACUUCAAACUGGCUAUUAGGCCGGGUCUAAAGCUGUAUCGCUACAGCAUCACAGUCUCGCCCGAGGCGAAAGGAAAGAAGCUAACCCAGAUGAUCAAAGAGGCACUGAGUCUUCCGGAAUUCGACCUUCUGAGACCUGUAAUCUUCUCAGACUUUUCGGCCUUCCUGUUAUCACCCCAAAUGCUCCCCGGUGAUUCGUUGAAGGUCUCUGUACCUUACAAGAAGGGGGACGGCGCUAAAGACCCAAAUGAUGCAAAAUCUUCCAACGACGACGAGAUUUCAAGUGGCGUUGAAGAUUCAAGUGACCCUAGGAAGUACUACGUUAGAUUUGAAUUCAUCAGGAUGGUCGACUUCAUCAAUGCUACAAACGCCCAAGAUGGCUCAGCAAACCAGGGAAAUCUACCAAUAGCGCAGGAUCUCGAUAUCGUUCUUGGUCAUUACCGAAAAUUAUCGCCGGACAUUGCCAUGAUCGGUAAGCGGAAAGCAUUUCCAUUGCGAGUUCCAAACGUGGAGCCAAUUUUCCUUUCAGAAGGCCAGCGUGAGGAGAGAGCUUUGCUAGCCGCCCUUCGAGGGUUUUUUUCCAGUGUCCGCCUUGGGACAGCCGGAAUCUUAGUCAACGUCAACGUCAGUCACGGGCCAUUCUACGUUCCAAAACAACUGCCCUUUGUGUUCAGAAUGAUUGAGAAUCGUCCGCAAGUCCAUGCUACAAGAAUUCCGGGCCUUCUAAAAACGUUGCGAGUAGAACUCACGCAUUUACAACCCAAAAAGAUCCUCAGGACCAUUUCAGGAUAUGCAUCUCCUGGACAAGGUAACGGCUAUGAGGCUCAUCCGCCAAGGGUGUCAACGUUCGGAGCUGGACCCCGGAAUGUAGAGUUCUUCGAAUACAUAUCCACCAAGCCGGCCAUGGGACUGAAAGACAAAGAAAAGGCCAAGGAUGGCCGUCUGACCGCUCACAGUCUUAGUCAAUGCGGCUGCGAUGGCUCCUACAUUAGCGUCUACGAUUACUUCAAAAGGAAAUACCCGUCGCAUCAGGUCUCUGAGACUAUGCCCGUUGUCAAUGUUGGGAAUGCACAACAUCCAGCAUACCUACCGCUCAGCGCCUGCCUUGUGAUUGCCCAACCAUCAAAACUGACGCUCAGCUCAGACGAAACGGCUAUCAUGCAAAGAUUUGCCGUACGCGUUCCUUGUCACAAUGCAGACUCCAUCAGCAACCGCGGAUUCUCGACGCUUGGUCUGACAAAUAACCCAAAGCUGGCAAGACUUGGCAUAGCCAUUGACCCUAAAAGAGUGGUACUCCAGGGUCGUGUCUUGCCACAACCGACCGUAAUGUUCCACGACAAGUAUGGAAAGGACAAAUUUGGAGAAUAUGGUGGAAGUUCUCGAUGGAACCUGGGAGGUAUGAAGUUCAGGAGCUCAAAAAAGUUGGGAAGUUGGGCCUGUCUGAACAUUCACUACGGCCAACGACCUGAGCAAAAGCACGACACUUGCGUGAAGAACUUCGUGAAAGUUCUCAAUGACUGUGGCGUUGAAGCAUCAGGACCACACACGACUCACCUAAGCGCAAGCCAACUCAACCAAUUGGUCAGCAUUUUUCAGAAUUAUCAGUCCUCCAAGCCUGCCAUCCGCCUCCUGCUUGUUGUACUACCCAACAAAGACUCGCAGCUUUACAACCAGGUCAAGCGACUUGGAGACCUCAAAUAUGGCAUCCAAACAAUUUGCGUCGUGGGUUUAAAAAAUAAAUUCUACAACACCGCGACGAACGACCGUGGAGAGCUCAGAUCGACGCAAUACUACGCGAACGUCGCGCUUAAGGUGAACAUCAAAAAUGACGGAAUUAACCACGUGCUCAAAAGUGACCAAUUAGACUUCAUCAGCGAAGGUGAAACAAUGGUUGUGGGCAUAGAUGUGACCCAUCCGUCUCCCGGAUCUGGACCCGUUGCGCCAAGUGUAGCCGCCAUGGUCGCUAGCUCUGAUAAACACCUAGCUCAAUGGCCAGCUGAGAUUCGCAUCAACCCAGCCCGUCAAGAACAAGUCGAAAUGCUUCGCCCGAUGCUUCGAUCACAUUUAAUAUAUUGGAAAGAGAAGCAUGGAUCAUUUCCAGAAAAACUUCUGAUAUACCGCGACGGAGUUUCCGAAGGCCAGUAUCAGAUGGUGCUUGACGAAGAGUUGCCGCAGCUCCGAGCGGCUUGUGAAUUAGCCUACGGAGACCAGAGACCUCCACGUAUAACCCUCAUCGUUGUCGGCAAACGUCACCAUACUCGGUUCUACCGCUCAAAAGUCACAGGUGAAAUUAUCAGAACCAAUGAGGGAAAAGACGGCAACCCACCUUUUGGAACUGUCGUCGAUACGGCAAUCGUGGAUCAAGUGCGAGAUUGGGAUUUCUACCUACAGUCACACACCGCCCUUCACGGGACCGCACGUCCAGCACACUACUUCGUCCUCUUGGACGAGAUUUUCAAAAACCACACCCCGGAGAUGCUGCAAAAAAACAAAUGCAAUAACGCUUCUGAUCUUCUCUACAGCAUAACGCACAACAUGUGCUACCUUUUCUGCCGAGCCACAACGUCAGUCAGCAUCCCUCCACCCGUUUACUACGCGGACAUUGCGUGUGAGAGGGGUAGGCGCUGGAACAGCAGAGUCUUCGAUUCAUCGCAAAGCGAGGGGAGUGGUGGGAAUGAGCUAGUGAAUGAUGACGUGAAGGUCCAUAAAUGGUUGACAAAAACGAUGUUCUACAUCUAA